AAUAGAUUUGUCGUCUGCUAGAUUGUUAGGCAUGUCCGGGGAUUGCAAGAAAACAUUACAUUUUGUAGCUUAUUCAAGAGUCACAGCUCUAUUUUUACAGGUCUGCUUUAAUUGUAUUAUAUUUAAAGGAAAUAAUAACGCUAACUGAAAAAAUAGUAAAAUGUUUUUUAGAUGAAAAAUGCAUAUUGUCUAUUUGUCAUAGGUAAUCUUCAACUAUCUUCUACCUGAUCAUAAGCCGGAUGUUUUCAAUCCACCCCCAUCAAAAGAACCAGGAGCAGGGAAUGCAUUAGUUAACAUAACUCUAUCAGGUUUAAGAAGAUGGGAUGCUAUAUAUUUCCUUCACAUUUCAAAAUAUGGAUAUACAUAUGAAAAUACUAUAGCAUUCUUCCCUCUCUUUCCAAUGAUUGUUAGAACCUUAUCGAAUACCAUUUUCCUUCCUCUUCAAAAUAUCAUUUCAGAAGAAUUUACACACCUCAUCUCUGCAGUAAUAUUCAACCAAAUCUGCUUUAUUUUCGGAAAGUUUCAAAAGAAAUGCUCUAUAGAAUGUCUUUUAUAAAAUAUUACAUUAUUUCCCUUAUUAAGGAAUUCAUUACGCUUUUCUUUCGAAACUUUUUACAGCCGCAAAACAACUUUAUCAUCUUACAGUUACAAUAUUGAAAAGUGAAAAACUAGCUAAAUCGGCAGUAUUUUUCUUCUAUUUAAACCCGGCUACAAUAUUUUUUGUUGCACCUUAUAGUGAAAGUCUCUAUUCGUUAUUAACAUUUACUGGAUUAAGAUAUUUGGAAGGUGGAUUUCAAUUUAAAUCAGCUAUAUUUUUUGCUCUUUCAUCAAUGACCAGGUUCCAAAUGAAUACUAUAUUUUCAGAUUACUUAUCUUUUACGUUGUAUUGCAGAUCAAACGGAAUUAUAAAUUGUGGAUUUAUAGUUUACUACAACUUUAGAAUUGUAAUUAAAUCAAAUUUAGAUUACCAGUUUUUUGUUCGUGCUUUAAAGAUGAUUGUUUUAUGCUUGGUAUCAGUCGCUCCAUUCUUUAUUUUCCAGUAUUAUUCCUACUAUAUGUUUUGCCAGACUUCCGUCAAAAAUAUUCCUGAUAGAUUGAUUGACUAUGCUAAAGUCCGUCAAUAUAAAUUGCCUGGAGAAUCAAAAUUCUGCUCAAAGUUUCAAUUGCCAUAUUCUUACGUUCAAAAGAAUCACUGGAAUAAUGCUGGUUUCCUCAAUUAUUAUGAAUUUAAGCAAAUACCAAAUUUUCUUUUGGCAAGUCCAAUUCUUCUGCUGGUUUUUUCCAGUUCAUUUACUUACUUUAAAUCAUUAAAUAGAAGAUCAUGGAAGCAAAUUAUUGAAUCUCCUCUCUUUGUUUAUUCUGUACACUGCUUAGUUUUAACUUGUUUUGCAGUGUUAUUUAUGCAUGUACAAGUAACAACAAGAUUCCUCUGCUCAUCAACUCCGAUAAUUUAUUGGUUUGUCUCUUUAGUUAAAGAAGAUUCCACAGCAUACAAGCUACUUAAUUAUUAUUUUCGGUUCUAUUUCUUUAUUGGUAUUGCUGCUUUCUCAAAUUUUCUCCCAUGGACUUGAAGGCGUUUUCCAAGAACAUAAACAAAAAGUUGUCUAUAAAUAGGUAUAUUUUUAACAAUAAAAUUCACUAAGUGAUCUAUCCAAAGGAAACUAAAUUUUUUAUAUUUUCAAGUGAAAAUGAUAUUAAUAAUGUUCUCUCAAAUGGAAACUACAACAAUUAAAUUGAAAUGUACUUGUUAAAAAGUUCUUAGUUAUUAUUUACUAUACCAUUAAUAUUCUACUUCAAAGAUAGAACACAUAUCAAUCAGUUUAUUCAUUCAUCUCCUCUAAAAUAUUACUUAAUUUACUAGUAGAAGCUGUAUUUUAUAUAAAUUCAAUAUACAUAAUUUAAAAUGAUGAACUAAAAUUAGCAUUUACAUUACGUAUAUAAAUAAUCGUCUAUGCUCAGUUUAGCGAACUCAUUCAUAAAUUAAUAUUAGCUAAUACGCUCUUAUUGUUUCUGAAGCUUUAUCAGAAAAAUAAAAUAAGGUUUACAGUAAGGAAAGUUUUCCUGUUUUCUUCAUCACCUUGGUGACGUAAAAAGGACUUUAAAUUUAUGAUUAUAUGUCGUUUUCUAACAUUACCCUGAUCAAUAAACUUGACAUGAUAACAGUUUUUCAAUUUGCUAUGACUUAGUCGAUGGCUAAAUGGUCUUUUUCAAUUUAUAUUAAUAAUAUAUUGCUCUAAUUGUAUUGUUUUCAGUACAACUAUUGACAAUUAGUCAUAAGAAUCUUUUGCAUUAAAGAAUAGUUUUAGAUUCCAAAUACUCAUUCUCGUUCUGAACAUGCCAGUGCACAAUAUUCAUAUGUAUACUCUGGCCUUUGUAGCAUACCUUUCCUUCGUCAGAGUAUCCCACUCAGAGAAUCCGUUAAACUCUCCAGAAGUUAAAUUGAUUAACAAGCUUUUAUUAAACUAUGAGAAAAGAGCUAGACCGAUUAUUAAUGUUUCUGCUGCAAUUCCAGUAACGUACAAUAUUGAUAUUGUAGGAAUACAAGAAGUUGAUCCAAAGAAUCAACGAAUGAGCAUCUUUGCAUGGCAACCUAUGCAAUGGAAAGACGAAUUUCUGGCUUGGAAUAGUGAAGAACAUGGUGGUAUAAAAAGAAUCAUUCUUCCGACAGCUAGUAUCUGGAUUCCAGAUUUUGUUCUUCAAAACACAGCCGAUAAGUUUUAUAAUGAAGAAUCUCUAAAAUACUUCAAUGCAGAGGUUUCGCAUACAGGCAACGUAAUAUUUACUCCAGGUGGUAAACUCUCAACCUCAUGCCCAUUAAACAUGAAAUAUUUUCCUUUUGACUAUCAAGCUUGUAAAUUGUUGGUGUCUGUGUGGGCGCCAAGCUGCGCAGAAGUUAAAAUGGAAGCACUAUCCAAAAAAGUAGCCACAGACCGAUAUGAAGAAAGUGCAGAAUGGACUCUUGUUUCAACAUCGAUUAAAAAUGUCCAAAUUCUAUAUCUGGGAGUAAAGUACUGUUCUAUUGAAAUUAACUUGAAUUUACAACGGAAACCAUUAUAUUUCGUUCUAAUUUUUGUUAUACCUUGUAUUUUAUUGUCAUUUGUUUCAAUAGUAAGUUUUACUAUACCAGCAGAAGGGGGCGAAAGAAUAUCAAUGUCCAUGACCGUGUUAUUGAGUUUUUCUUUCUUUCUAAUAGUUCUUAAUGAUUUAUUACCGAAAAAUUCUGAUGAGGCGCCAAUAUUAGCUAUCUAUAUAGUUGUGGUAAUGGCUUUUAUGGGCAUGUCACUUAUAUGUACCAUUUUAGUAGUUAGACUCCACUAUUCUUCAAAGCCUGUUUCGCCUUUAAUUAAAAGAGUCAUCACUGGCUAUCUGGCUUUUUGUGUAAAAGUAAAAAUAUCACCUGAAAAAGCUACGGGUAUUGACUGGAAGGAUGUUGGGAAAGUACUUGACAGAAUUUUCAUUAUUAUAUUUUCAAUAUGUGUACUAAUCGUCACAAUUGUUGUCUUCUUUUUGAUAUUAACACACAGAAAGUAAAGUGAAGUGAGAUGUACAUUCUAUGAAGUGAUUUGUUUUAAUAAAUAUUGAGUAAUCUGGACUGCGAAAC
Dimorphilus gyrociliatus is the source of this 3601-nucleotide messenger RNA. NCBI's taxonomy places the organism in Eukaryota, Metazoa, Annelida, Polychaeta, Dinophilidae. The record is from the annotation of a GenBank genome assembly.